Messenger RNA from Drosophila mojavensis, 4293 nucleotides. Its product is annotated as trithorax group protein osa. Gene Ontology annotation, molecular function: transcription coactivator activity. The record is from RefSeq and is a predicted model, not a curated record. Bases 546 to 3233 code for a protein of 895 amino acids. The transcript is spliced from 4 exons. Gene Ontology annotation, biological process: positive regulation of transcription by RNA polymerase II. Lineage: Eukaryota; Metazoa; Arthropoda; Insecta; Diptera; Drosophilidae. Gene Ontology annotation, cellular component: nucleus.
GUCGUAAAUCGACCGGCCGCUGUUAUCGUUUAAAGCGUCGUUGACGUUCUUUACAAUUCGCAAAAGUGGAAAGAAAAAGAAAAAUUAUGUAGACUUUUUGGCAAAAGUAUAAUCAUUUUUAAAGUUUUGCAAAAACUAAAUUUUAGGCUAUUUAGUUCCGAGUUUUUCUUGUUGCGUGUACUUAGCAAAACGAAUAAACAUUUCUAUUUCCACUACAUAUAUAUAUAUUAUAUAUGUAUAUUUAUACAUAUAUAUAAAUAUAUACAUAUGUAUAUAUGCGUAUGUGCAUUUGUGUGAGUGCUUUAAUGCGGCGAAUGCGAAUGUGAAGAAAGCCGCACUCUGCAAACCCGAGGCGUAGACUUUUUUGUUGCUGUUGCUUAAGAGAGUCGGCCACACUCCACAUCGACGCGAAAGUGCUAGCGGGAAGUGUGUUAGCGGGGGUAUUGAGUUGAAUUUUUUUCACGACCCGUUUUAUAAUAACCGCUAAAAUUGUGGAAAAACAAGAGAAAACUCCUAAGCGGAAGAAGAAAGCUGCAGCCAGUAAAAUGUCUGCAGUUUAUUCGCCGCAACCGCCGCCGUCGCAGCAGCAGCCACCAGCGCAGCAUCCGCCGGGAUCUGUGCAAUUGCCGCCGCCGCAGGCACCGCCACAGCAACAGCAGCAAUCACAGCAACAGCAGCAGCAACAACAACAACAGCCGCCUGGCAGUGGACAAGGGCCGCCAGGUGGCGUAGGAGUUGGGCCCAUGGGUCCGAUGCAGCAACGCGUUGGCCCCGGGUCCGUUGGCAAUCCCGUUGGCGGCGUCGGUGUUGGCGUCAUGAUGGGCACACCACCCAAUCCAAAUGCACAACGUGGCGGCGUGCCCACUCAGCAAGUCAACUCGGCCCAAAUACAGAAGAUACUCGACGAUAAUUGCGGACUCAUUCAGGCCAUACAGGACUUUCAAAACAUGGGGAAGUCGCAGGAGUGCAUGAGCUACCAUGUGGCUCUGCACAGAAAUCUGGUGUACUUAGCCCAGCUAGCCGAUCCCCAAAUGAACAUUGCCCAAAUUCUGCCUCCACCGCAUCUGCUGCAAACGCAGGCUAUGCAACAGGGCAAUCAGCCGCCAGCGCCUCAUGGCAUGGCGGGUGUGGGUGUGCCACCGCCGGGACAGCAACAGCAGGUGCAAGGGCAGCAGGGCGCACCGGGACCCCCGCCGCCGGGCAGUGUGAUCCAGUCACAGAUGAUGCAGCAUGCCGCAGAGGCUGGCGUUGGCCCCGUACAAAUGCCGCCCUAUCCAGGUCAACAGCCACAGCCAACGCAUCCGGGCAUGCCACCCAACGCCCAACAGCAAUCUCAGCAACAACAACAGCAACAGCAGCAGCAACAACAACAGCAACAACAGCAGCAGCAGCAACAAGCUGGACAAGUUCAGCAGACACCACAAGUCAGCCAGGCUGGCGGACCCCAGCCACAGACUGCCUAUCGCAACGUCCAAGCCGGCGCUGGCCAGACGCAGGUCGUGGUCAAUGCCGCGCCCAGUAAGUACCAGCAACAGCAGCAGCAGCAGAGGCCUAACAAUGGUCCACUGCCGCCUGGCCAGAAUCAGGCCCCGCCGCCACAACAGCAGCAACAGCCGCCCAACCAGCAGCAGCAGCCGCAACAGGGACCGGGCUUAGUGCCGCCACCGCAAGCGCAGUAUCGGGUCAGCUAUCAACAGCAACAGCAGCAGCAGCAGCAUGGUCACUAUCCGGGCUAUCCGCCGCAGUCGCAGCCGCAGUACCAGCCACAGAAUACGUAUCCAUACGGACCCCCCGGCCAGGGCUAUGGGCCACCGCCUCCGCCGCCAAAUGCUCAGGCUGCGUAUCAUCAUGCGGGCAUGCCGCCAACAUCGACGGCAGGCGGUGCACAGGGCGUGGUACACGCCUAUCAGCCGAAUCCGAACGCUGGCGGUGUUACGGCUGGUGGUCAGCAACAGCAAGCACCGCCGCCGGGUGCAUAUCCGCCACCCCCACCAGGGCAGCAAGUGACGCCAGGGCAGCAACCACCACCGCCACCAGCACAGAUGUAUGGACCGCCGCCGACGGCUGGCGGACAGGCGGGACCUCCAGGGCCACCCGGCCCGCCGCAAAGUGUGCUGCCCAGUCAGUAUGGGCCACCCCCACCGCAGAACGCUGGCGCUGUGGCGCCCGGGCCGCCUCCUAUGGGCUACGCGGGCUAUCCACCCAAUCAGUAUGGGCAGACGGGUACGCCCGGCGCACCGCCCGGUAACUAUGGACCACCACCCACUAGCCAAGCGCAGUCUCCGUAUCAGGCGUACCAGCAGGCUACAGGCGCGCCUCCCGGCAGUUAUCCUGGUCAGCCUGUGCCUGGUCCACCGAGCGCCCAGCAGGUCAGCGUGGCGGGCACAAAUGCUGGACCGCCACCGCCGCCUGCCAGCUACAGCACGGCGCCCAGCCAGACGCCUCCGCCGCCACAACAGCAACAGUCGGCACCCAAUCAGCAGCAACAGCAGCAGGCGGGCAACCCCAACGGCCCCAAUACACCGCAGUCGACACCGCCGCCGCCUAGCUCAGUAGCUGGCGUGCCGCCCAACCAGCAAGCACCUGGCGCGGGCGCUGCCCAGCAGCAGCCUCAAUACGCUCCGCAGCAGCAGCAGCAACAGCAGCCGCUACAGCAACAGGGGCAAUCUGGUCAGCAGCUAAGCGCUGUGGUUUCUGGUGUUUCGGCGCUGCCUACGCAGCAGCAGUCAACUUACUCAACGCCACCCACUAGUGUGGCUGGCUAUGGGGCACCGCAGCAGCAACAACAGCAACAGCAGCAGCAACAACAACAACAACAGCAACAGCAGCAACAACAACAGCAGCAGCAGCAGCAACCACAGGGUGGUCCGCCCCCACAACAGAGCGGUCCGCCGCCUGGGGGCCCACCAAACUCGAGUGCGCCACCUCAGCCGAAUGGGGCAACCCCGCCAAUGGCACCAAAUCAAUAUCAACCAGCGCCUGGCUCACAGCCGUAUGGCGCGCCACCGCCGCCUCCACAGGGCUAUGGACCGCCGCCACCUGGCAGUGCUUAUCCGGGCCAUGGCUACCAUCAGACGCCGCAGGCAGGUGGCUAUGCACAGUAUCCGCCGUCGCAGGGUUACCAGGGCUACAGGCCAGCUCCGGCUGGUGCCCAGAUGCCGCCCCCAGGCGCACCACAGGGUCCGCCACCAGCGGGUGCCUAUGGUUACUAUGGAAGUCAGCCACCACAGUGAGUUAACCACACUCAAUGGUACCAACCAUUUUUCGAUUGGCAGCAAUAUGGAUAACAAAGGAUGACAAGACCAGAAAUACGCGCCAAGCAAUGUUCCUUCUCGCUCUAUCGCUACACUCUCCCUGUCUCUCACUCUCUUUCUCUUUCUGUCUCCCUCUGAACCUCUGAUGUUCUACAGAUAUCUCAUCGAAUGGUACUUGUCUCCUGCUUUUGCGUUAGUUAAAUGCGCACGUGCGUGCGGCAGGACUUCUAAAGCAUAACGAAAACACUUCUAAACAUACAUAGGAUUACAUUACUUUGUACUUGUAGCAAUUGUAAUAGAGCCAAGCGUCGAGACGCGUCCAUUAGGCGUAUAACUCUACUACAUACAUACAUAUAUUUAAUUUAUACAAUUGUCAACUACACCUACAUCUAUACGAUUUAAUUACCCUUUUUGUUUUUAUUGUGUGUUUGCUCCUUACUAUAUACAUUUUUUUUAUACUCUUGAAAUACUACCUAUAUUUUGUGUGCGUGCCUGUGUAAGUGUGUGUAAGUGAUUGAGUGAGUUUAAGUGGUUUAACGUUUCAUCUUUUAUCUGAUUGUAAAAUGUAGCGCGCGUCACACAACUAAGUAGAUUUUUAAUACAAUUUUACAAUAUAUAAUCAAUUUACAUUCAGCAAAUGACAGAAGUAUGAGAAUAACCAUGAUUUAAGUAGUAUUUAAUGAUCAAAUAUUCCAUUAACGAAAACAAUAACAAAAAAUUUAAAACGGACAACGCAGCAAAGCUUUAUGUGUGUAUGAGUGAGUACGGCUGCUGCUGCUGCUGUUGUUGCCGCUGCUGCUGCUGCUGUCUUGCUCAGGCGCAUUGUGGCACACGCACUUUACUCUAGUUGUAAUUGUAAGCCGAUAAACGAUAUAUGAUAUAUAUUACAUAUGUAUAUCGUCAUCGAUAGCAUUUACAUCAUUUGAAAUUGUAUUUAGGAAACUUCAAAUGCUAACAGAUAACAAAAACAAUUAUUUAAAAAUACAUAUAAUUGAUGAACAAAGCAAAAUGCAUUCAAUAAAAGCAACGAGCUGUCAAA